Molecule: messenger RNA, 637 nt
Organism: Stereum hirsutum FP-91666 SS1
Lineage: Eukaryota; Fungi; Basidiomycota; Agaricomycetes; Russulales; Stereaceae
Exons: 1
Coding region: 243-560 (105 amino acids)
Source: RefSeq, a predicted model, not a curated record
UAGUUGAUAUCUCUCGGGUGGUUCGGGGAGCUUUUCAACGUCACGGCUUUCUCGGGGAGCAUUAUACUGACGCGCUCGAUGACUGCAUCUGUUGUUCGAGCGGACUGAGCGUAUCGGGAUGGAACGUGGCGGAGGAAUUGCGGGCAUUAUACUGGAAAUAAUGAAAAAUACUCUCCCCUGGCAACUUUACUAGGCACGGUGCGCAACCGAGGGACGCGGCCCAGAUAGAUAUCUCGGAGGCGAUGAGAAAGUCGGCGAGCGUACUCUCACGCAAGGAGACAGGCUUGGAGACAUACGAGAGACUGUUGGCUCUUUGCCCGAUCGACUUCCACGGACGAUCCUCAAAUAGCGACUCUGCGAUGCGUUCACUCCAAUUCUCCUUAUUUUCUCACCCCGGCUGGCGGGUGUGGCGUACCCCCCGGAACAUCGCAUCCUCUUCGGUCACUCUUUUAAACUCUCUCGGCCUUUCUCUGGAAUCUCCCCCCUUCUUUUCCGUGUCUCUAGCCCGCCAGUGCACCGCAGACAGACGUCUGCUUUCCUCUCUUCGCUCUCUCCGUUGAUCGAUUUGCAAGCGGUGACAUAGACCACCACCCGCUCGCUCCCUAUUUUACCCCUUCUCUCCGUCCACCCGUGCUUC